CGUAUAUACUAUACGGGCCUAGCGGGGUCUCGCAGCGUACAGCUGCCGGCCAGUCAUGGAUGAUAUCAUGUCGGAGCGUGGCUCGGUCUCGGACCGGCCAUGUGUCUGGGCUGCAUUUGUCUUUUCGCCGCGACGCUUGUGCAUCUUCUGGAGCGCGUGCUGGCUGCGGCCCCGAGCGGUGCGAUCUUAUAACUGAGGCACCCUCCGAUGCCUUGCCUGUUCUACUCUCCACUCAACGCAGAGUGUCAACGCAGCCCCACUCUUCCGACUGUCCAAACGCUGUAUACCCUGAUACAUGUUCGACAGUGACAUUCUGCACUAUGGCUCAUCGUGGAAUCCAUACUAUUUCAUCCCACUACCUGAGGAGCGGACUCCCAUAACAUGGACCACAAUUCCCCAAGUCCUCGUGUACUGGGCACCAUUCUAUCUUAUGGCCUAUCUGGCGCGGAAGGCGGAUACAUAUCUGCUGCGUCUGCUCCUGCUGCCUAUCGUGAUCUCGACCGCAGCGUAUUGUACGUACUGGUUCAGGGUGGAGGAUCCAACCAUCGCCACCGUUCAGUGGGGUCGAAGCUUCGUGACACUUGUCGUCGUGGCAAAGGCCAUAGACUAUGCCUUCGUAAAGAACGGGCGAUUCAAGGUCGGGGAGAAGGAGUUGCCUCCAAUCGGCGGCACGGCCAAGUCGCAGACGACCAGUGUGCAAGGCAAUGGGCAUGCCCAUCCGCCAACACAACGGGACAGCGUCUUCCCGCAAUGGUUCAGAGACGCCUCAGAACUUAUCUUCACCAUGCGGGGCAUCGGUUGGGACUUCGGCAAAGGUCUCUACGUCCCGAAGGAGUCGCGUUCACUGGAGCGCGGGCCAUUCCUGAGGACCACAGUGUUCUCGCUUCUCUGGAACUACAUCAUCAUCGACAUACUCAACUCGCUCUUCAAGCUCGUACCCCGCGUCGGGACAUACCGCGGUGGCUCCAUAUUCCUCCAGGAGCUGUCUCCAGUGCCUCGCUACGCUUUGUCGAGCGCGAUACACCUUGCCAGCGGCUUCAUCAUCCAGUACGGCAUGGAUAUCUGCAACGACAUCGCUACCCUAUUCUCCGUCGGAGUCCUUGGCCAGUCCCCCGAGCAGUGGCCGCCCGUCCAAGACAGGCCGUGGAAAGCCACUUCGUUGCACGAGUACUGGGGCAAGCGCUGGCACCAGAGUCUCAGGCAGGUAUUCUACGUGUAUGGCGGGUGCGUCGGCGGGUGGCUGGCAGGGUCGAUAGGCAUGGUGCUCGGCUCGUUCUUCGCGUCGGGGAUGUACCACGAAGUCGGGAUGCACAUGUCGGACCACCGCGUGACGCUCUUCUUUCUGCUUCAGGGCGUUGGGAUCAUCCUUGAGGGGCUUUGGAAGAAGGCGACAGGAAAACCUGUGGGUGGCGUGGCGGGCUGGAUCUGGACGGCGUUCUUCGUCUUGGUCAUUGGCCAGAUCAGCACGGAUGCUUGGGCUAUUCAUGGCCUCAUCGGUGGACUGAUUGUCCCCGACCCGCUCAGCGUGACAAGACGCGUCCUGUCCCCCGCUGCUCAGUCCCUACUCAAUCUUUGGCACUCAUGAACAUUUAUGAUAUACAACUACGAUACAUCUCUGCACUACUAUAUAUCCAGCGUAGUAUAUAUGGAUACCGCAUCUAUCAUGCCGAGCACAUAGUCACACAUCUAGCUUAAGUAGUUUGGGGGGUUUGGGGAGGUUAUUCAGUGAGCGCCCGUGAGCGAGGC
Messenger RNA from Rhodofomes roseus, 1746 nucleotides. RefSeq lists its product as uncharacterized. The record is from RefSeq and is a predicted model, not a curated record. Gene Ontology annotation, biological process: lipid metabolic process. Lineage: Eukaryota; Fungi; Basidiomycota; Agaricomycetes; Polyporales; Fomitopsidaceae. The coding region runs from base 296 to 1585 and encodes 429 amino acids. The transcript has 4 exons.